Messenger RNA from Musa acuminata AAA Group (dessert banana), 4985 nucleotides. RefSeq lists its product as uncharacterized. The transcript is spliced from 9 exons. The record is from RefSeq and is a predicted model, not a curated record. Lineage: Eukaryota; Viridiplantae; Streptophyta; Magnoliopsida; Zingiberales; Musaceae. The coding region runs from base 2416 to 4719 and encodes 767 amino acids.
UGGUUCUGAUAGCUCCGUUGGCCGUGAUGGUGGGUACGGUGGGCGGGGCGAUGGGGGCUCCUACGAUGGAGGUGGGCAUGAGAUCGAUGAUGGGAAUGAUAGGUUCUUCUUGUCAUGGACGCCUUUUAGUGGCAGACUCGGGAGGAAGCCAAAUUCUUGUUGAACGGAUAGGAAGGAGACUGUGGUGAGGAUACAGCAAUUUCCACUAACCUAGGCACAUUGCGGAUACAUGGUCAGAAUUGUAGAGUGGAGGAUAUUUAGUGAUGCUUUUCCAUUGUCAAAUUCUCACCUUUGAAUGGAGAAGCUCAUAUGUGAAUUUCUUUUAGCUGCCCUUUUCUCUUCAAUUUAUCUUCCCUGUGUUCUUUUAGAUGUUUCCGAACCACUAGGCCGACCUUUGGAUGCAUCUGAGAUGUCUUAACCACACCACUGAUAAUGCGCUAUUCACCACUGUGAACAUGGUGAUACUAUCAGUCAAGAUAUUGGAAGUUUAUCCUUGUUGGCUCAUGGCUAAAACCCAAUCAAAGUCUGCCAAGGAGAAAUGUUCUAACUAUAUUUUGGUCAGUGAGUUGGCAUGUACUUGAUGGCACUUGAUAAGCACCCAGUGAUUACUAAAGCUUUGAUAUGCCAGGUUCCUUUUGUCAUCUGUUGGUCACUCUGCUUUUGAUUGAUCAAGUGUCAAAGUUGGAUUUGAGGCGGACAUUUGUGUUCACAUUCCUCGGACUUUCAUUAGUGUGUCCCACAUUGCAUUUUUGGUACUUGUAUCUGAGUAAAUUGUUGACUUUUCCUGGAGCAUCGGGUGCAUUUUUACGGCUUCUGCUUGACCAGAUAUAUAUUUUUUGUAUAUUUAUAUGAGAUCCAUUAAACUUGCAUCGAACCUUCCUGCAAUAUUAGUGCGUUCUUACACCUUUUGUUAUGUGCAUUUUAUAUUUCAUCUUGAUAAGUUCUAUUAAGUUUAUGAUAAUCCUUUUUGUCUUGCUUUUUGACACCUUCACUUAUGCUCUGUUCUUAAUGUGGCACUAUCACUCUAGUACGGUUGAUUUUCUCCCCCAUCUUCUUAGGAGUUUUCCUUAGUUCAGUUGUUGCCUUAAAGGGAAGGCCAUAUCAAAUAAAUCAUAAGCUUGAACAGGUGAGGAUUUAUUUUUCCUAUGCUAGAAGAAAAUGUAUAAUUUUAAAUCAUACACUUUCCCGUGCCUUUAUGAGUAUGAUGUUUGUAGGAGUGGUUUUCAGUAGUGCUAGCUAACUGGCAAUUGUGGAUAGCAUUUCAGUUCCUUAACUUCCAGUUUGUUCCUCAAAAGUUUCAGGUGUGAUAAAUCCCUCUCUCGGCUAUGUAAUUCUUAAACACCUGAAAGAAGUUGUGACUUGUCUAAAGCAGCCAAUAAAUCCACUUUUGACUUCGCGUGUCACUAUAUUAGGAUAAAUAUCUUCCAUUAACUUGACAAUUCCAUAAAUCCAGUGUUAACUGGAACUUAUCAAAUGUGACAUAGCACUUUUUUAUUCCCAUGAAUAUGUAAUUUUCUUUCGCCUUCUUUCUUUAUUUUAAAUUUGCUUCUUCCCAGGUUCUAGCUGCAGACAUUGCAGCGCUUGCAUGGAAUGUGAUGCUCUCAUUUGAAGCUCAUAAAGAAAUUGUGCUGAAAUAGUACUACAGGUGAGUCAACAUUUACUUGCACCAAAUUCAGCCACCACUCGGAUGUCUUCUGGUAUGCGGCAACUUCAAGCACAAGGAUGUGCGACCCAUUUGGCCAGUUUUGGUCAGUUCAUAGUUUUAGAUGAAAUGUUGACUUCACAGUUUUGGUCUAUGUUUGACUGACGAAGAAGCUGGGACUGCUUCCUGGGAGGGUUCAUCAGCCAUUGGAAGUCUUAUGGAAUGUUUAAUUUGCAUAUACGAGGCUUAAGAUCCGAACCCGGAAUGACGGACCUCUACGCAAAAAGAGAGAUAUCGGGGACCAACAUGCAAAAAUCUCCUUAACUGAGCUCGUUGGAAUCCUGCCUGGUCUCAGAUAGGAAAUCCUAGCGCGUGCGUGAAUGGGCGACGGUCCGUACGAGCUCGGACGCAUGAUGCGGUUUGGACGGAGACGAAAAGGUAAAUACCGUGCCAUCGUCGAACCAGCGACCACAGUCUUGAACCAACUGUACGUCGACACAUGGUCGGUGGAUGGUCCCACAGACUCUCCUGUUCUCCUCACCGCUACUUAAAUUGGCCCCUACAGCUCAAAGUUUGACGUGCUCGUUUCGGAUACAGCUGCGGACUCUCUCUCUCUCUCUCUCUCUCUCGUUUCUUCUCCCAAUUGUUUAUCAUUAUUGGGAAAAUAAUAGAGGGGGGAAGCGGAGUUGGAUUCCAAAGAAUCUCGAAGGAAAUCAAGAUUUAACGAUUGAGGGUAGCAUGCCCUUGUAGCUAAAUAAGCAAAUAUCUCACCAAUGCGCUCCAGGAGAACAAGUUGGAUAUCUGCUUGUUAUCAUCCAUUCUUUGUUGGUGUAGUAUGCUUCCUGUUUAUAGUGUACAAGCUUUUUCCUUCUCUAUUUUCUCUUCUUUUAAAUUCUUCCCCUGUCAUUGCUUGCACAACUCUCCUUCUUGGAAUCUUUCUGAGUUAUGGUGAACCGAAUGUUCCUGAGAACAAAAAAGAUCAUAUUAAUAUGACUCAAACGAGUUCAUCGCUGAAGAUUGAGCCAGUUGCAAAUGAUCUUGGGUGCAAGAACGAGGAAAACUUCAAAGUGGAGGCUCAUCUGGGAGGAAGAAGAGGAAAAGCAACUAAGAGAACGACCAUCAAAACAAUUGCUUCAGGUGAUAGAAGACUUAGUGCAGCUAGCAGAGCUGUUAAGGAAGAUGAGGUCAAUCAAAUGGAUGCGACUUCUGUCGAUUCUAAUUCUUUUGUUGAGGAAGAUCACAGUAAGAAUAACUUCAUUGAAGAAAAAGGAUAUCACAUAGGAAAUCUAGCUGAAGGUUUGCAGAAUGUGAAAGAACAUAUUGGUCGUGUAAUUGCUUUGAGUUUCACAGUUCUCAGUGCAAAAGCAAAUAGAACUAAAUUGGACCCUUCUGAUCCAUGUUUGGAUUCACAAUGGCAUGACGACCACCGGGAUGAUUCUUCAGAUUCCAAAUCUAACGGGAAAGAGAUGUCUAACUCUCAUGCGGCAAAUGGUGUCUCUGUUCUUGAUGAACUUGAUCCGCUUUUAGACUCUGAAACUUCUCAAGCUGACCUGGUUUCCAAGGACAACGCUGAUGAUGGUUCUGUAUCAUUCUCACAGAACCAUGUAUCGGAAGAUGGCAGCGGGGAGGAGGAAGCAGAAACUCAGGAUGACGAUGAUGAUGAAGAGGCACAGGAGGAGAAAGAUGAUGGAAAUAAAGCUGCUGUAACAUGGACUGCAGAUGAUCAGAGGACUCUCAUGGAGCUGGGUAACACUGAACUCGAAAGGAAUCUUCGGUUAGAGAUUUUAAUUGCCAAACGAAAAGCUAGCAAGGCAAUGGAAAAAAAUCUAAUAGACUUGGAUGAUAAUAUGGAUGAGAUAUUGCAAUCUCAUGGUCAUCUUCCAUCAGUUAAUGCACCAAGAAGGAACCCGUUCGAUCUCCCUGAUGUUUUAGAUGAAUCUGUUCCAGGUUCAGCUCCUUCUGUUCUCCUACCAAGACGAAAUCCAUUUGAUCUUCCUUACGAGCAGGUGGAUGAUGAGGAGAAUUCGAGCCAUAAAGAAUUUGUUGCAGUUCCACAACAUGAUAUACCGUUGAGGAGGCAUGAAAGCUUCACCGUUGGUGCUUCAUUCUUUAGUGACUUCAAUCAAGAGAAACAUUCUUCAAGGUUUAUGCCUUAUUUUGGUGCAGAGGAGAUGGAUUUUGCUGAUCCACAGAGAAAAUUAAGAGAAAUUAGUGAUUCAAAAGUGAAAUCUACUUUAAAAUCUGAUACAGUUUCUUUGGUUACUGAUCAGGAACAUCCAAAAGACUUGCAUCGAUUGACUGGAUCUCCCAUUACGAAUAGUGCAGGAUCUGCUGAAAAUGACAGUCAAGUAGAGAGUCAGAUGAAGAUGAAUGACGAUCAUACAAAUCAUUUGAAUCAUAGCAUAAUGAUGGAACAAACUCAUCAAGCCACUGAAAAUAUUGGAGCUGUCGAAUAUAACACCAAGGAAGGGUCAGAAUCAAGGUCACCCAUUUCAUAUGCUGUGAGGUCUGAAGUGACCAAGGAGGAUUGCGAGUCGAGCUCCACUUCUUCAUCGGAAGCAGAAAAGAAUACCUCCAGAAUAAGCACUCACGAACAAAUAUCUAACCAGGAACAAAUAACUAGUGGUUCCUCGAAGGACUCCAUGGUUUCAGCUAAAUCAGUUGCUACAGAUUCUGACACCGGGAAUGUGAAAGCAGAUCAUGUUCAUGAUGGUCAUGUUGUGGAACCUCUUUAUGAUUCUAGUCCAACACAAACGGAGAAGUCACACUCAAAUUCUGCACUUGAUGAGGCUCCCUACAUUGCAGCAGAAAGAAAUAUUCCACCAAGUAGUGAUGCACCAUCUGCCAAUGGAUUUAUCUGGUUUGCAUCUCCGAGUCUAGCAUCGGUAGACGAGAAUGAAGCAGCAUCAAGGGAGAUAUCAGUAAUCAAGGAGCUUGAUGUUAUCGGAGAUGAAGCCAGAGUUCGGAAAGACUCUGGUCGUCCACUUUGGCGUAUUUUGCCAUCGCCAGCAGCCAGGAAGAGAACGCUUCACUCAAGCUUGUCUGCCGUGGAGAUUCAAUCAAAUGAAGGUAGUUAAAAACUUGAAACCAACAAGAGAGUAUCUGCAAAUAAAUUCAUCUUAUUCAACUUCAUGUCAUGCAAAUAUAGAAGAUUAGAACGACCAUAUGUGCUAUCAAAAAGUCAACUGUCAUUUUCUUGUUGAUUUCGUUAAAUCUCAAGGCAAUUGUAAAUUUGUAUCAUUUUUUUUCUUGGUUAUUGAAUUUGUUAAUGAAAAUGUCAAUAAAUUCACUUGCUUAAGUGAACAAAAUUUCCAAUAUUUGAUCAUCUAAAUGUAAAAAAAAA